GCUUGGAAGCUUCCCUUCCCAACGACUAUCGUCGAAGUCGUCUCCCCAAAACAAACAAAAAAGCCAGAAACAGAGCACAGGGAGAGAGAGAGAGAAAAGAAAUGUCUAUGAUGGUGACGAAUACUUUCAAGAACCCGGUUCUUCCGAUAUCGGAUCCUCCGAUAGACGAGCAAGAAGAGAAAGAGAGGCUUCUGAAAAGAGGAGACGAAAUGCUCUUUAAAGGAUCCGCCAUGUCGAAAAGAGGAGCCUACGCUGCCGUCUCUUACAUGUCUUGCGCUGUGCUUUUGAUACUCUUCAAUAAAGCAGCUUUAUCUUCUUAUAGUUUCCCUUGUGCGAAUGUAAUUACACUCUUUCAGAUGAUAAGUUCGUGUUCUUUCCUCUAUGUGCUGAGACGGUGGAGGAUUAUAUCUUUCACUAACAAUGAAUCUUUGACCAUUUCUGAUAGCAAGACGAGUUUGGUGCCCUUGAAGACAUUGAUUUACACCCUUCCUCUUGCAGGAGCCUAUUUGCUUUACAUGCUAGUCUCAGUGGAGUCUGUUCGAGGAGUAAAUGUUCCCAUGUACACGACCCUGAGGCGAAUUACUGUCGUAUUUACAAUGCUUGUGGAGUUUCUUCUGGCAGGACAGAAGUAUACAUCAUCUAUAAUUGGAAGUGUUGGGUUGAUUGUUCUUGGUGCAUUUGUUGCGGGAGCUCGGGACUUCUCAUUUGACUUCUAUGGGUACGCUGUUGUUUUCUUAGCCAACAUCACCACAGCAAUAUAUCUUGCAACCAUAGCCCGCAUUGGGAAAUCUAGUGGACUUAAUAGCUUUGGGCUUAUGUGGUGUAAUGGUAUAAUCUGUGGGCCAGUUUUGUUGUUGUGGACAUUUCUUCAUGGUGACUUGAAGACCACAAUGAAUUUUCCUCACCUCUUGUCACCUGGUUUUUUGGCUGUGUUGAUUCUUUCCUGUACUCUAGCUUUCUUCUUGAAUUACACUAUAUUCUUGAACACAACUCUCAAUUCAGCAGUCACGCAAACCAUUUGUGGCAAUCUGAAGGAUCUUUUUACCAUUGGACUUGGCUGGAUACUUUUUGGUGGGCUUCCCUUUGAUAUUCUGAAUGUUAUUGGGCAAUUGCUGGGGUUUGUUGGUUCUGGUUUGUAUGCCUACUACAAGCUUGUAGGGAAAUGACUGGUCAGGUUAAGAAACAAGUACUGUCUAUUUUUUUUGGUCCGAACACGAAUGGAAAUGUAUUAAACUGAAAUGGUUUGAUAUCUGGAAACUCCACCUUCCCAGUUCCCCUUAGAAUCUCAAAUGACAAUACCACUCUGUACUACGCCUGGGUUGCCUAGAGUUGACCCCAUCAGAGUUUAAUUCAAACCAUCCCCUUUUCCGGUGGUUUCCACCUUGACAGGUGCAAGGGAGGUGUAAAAUCUUUUGUUCCUUCUGUGCUGCAAGGGUCAAGUCUGAAUUCUGAAUCCCAGUCCUCUUCCUCCUUCCUUUGGUUCUGUAUCCCGUGAGUCAAUCUCCUUAUUACAGAACAAACAGUUGCCUUUUACAGGAAGGUCAACCUUAGGCGUGUUUUUAGGUUUCAACUCAUCUUCCUAAUUUUAUACAUAAGCAAAUGCCACAAUACCAUUUCUUUA
Theobroma umbraticum is the source of this 1621-nucleotide messenger RNA. RefSeq names its product Nucleotide/sugar transporter family protein. NCBI's taxonomy places the organism in Eukaryota, Viridiplantae, Streptophyta, Magnoliopsida, Malvales, Malvaceae. The record is from RefSeq and is a predicted model, not a curated record.